Molecule: messenger RNA, 216 nt
Organism: Nezara viridula (southern green stink bug)
Lineage: Eukaryota; Metazoa; Arthropoda; Insecta; Hemiptera; Pentatomidae
Source: the annotation of a GenBank genome assembly
AUGCGGUACACGAAUAUUGAGAAGCCAGAUAAAGAGAUAGCUCGGAGCCGAAUGGAUUUAGCCAUGACAUCAGCAUCGCCAAGGAGAAAUGCUUCACCGUCGCUUUGCGAAACUCAACGAUUUAUAGAGUCAGGAAGUACCGUUAUACCGCUCUAUGGCGCUAGCCCUCGGGGUAUCUUGGAACAAGAUGAUGGAAAACAACCGUACAAGGAUUAG